AGGUACGGGAAGUUCAGCAUCAAGAGACCUCAGGUUCCCUGGUGAUGGUUGUUUCCAUGGCUGUUUCCACCUCCACUGGGCAGCAGAAAGGACAGAAGAGGAGCUCCCUGUGAGCUCACACAAUGUCAGGCUCGUCUCUCCUACAUGCGGGUGAAGUAUCUUUUCUUUUCCUGGUUGGUGGUUUUUGUUGGAAGCUGGGUCAUAUACGUGCAGUAUUCAACGUACACAGAGCUAUGCAGAGGGAAGGACUGUAAGAAGAUCAUAUGUGACAAAUACAAGACUGGAGUCAUUGAUGGGCCUGCCUGCAGCAGCCUCUGUGUCACAGAGACCCUGUACCUUGGAAAAUGUUUAUCCACCAAACCCAACAACCAGAUGUAUUUAGGGAUUUGGGAUAAUCUACCAGGUGUUGUGAAAUGCCAGAUGGAACAAACCCUUCAUCUUGAUUUUGGAACUGAAUUGGAGCCAAGAAAAGAAAUAGUGCUAUUUGAUAAACCAACCAGGGGAACUACUGUACAGAAAUUCAAAGAGAUGGUCUACAGUCUCUUUAAGGCAAAAUUAGGUGACCAAGGAAACCUCUCUGAAUUGGUUAACCUCAUCCUGACAGUGGCAGACGGAGACAGAGAUGGCCAAGUUUCCUUAGGAGAGGCCAAGUCAGCAUGGGCGCUUCUCCAGUUGAAUGAGUUUCUUCUGAUGGUGAUACUUCAAGAUAAAGAACACACCCCCAAACUAAUGGGAUUCUGCGGUGACCUCUAUGUGAUGGAAAGUGUUGAAUAUACCUCUCUCUACGGAAUAAGUCUUCCAUGGGUCAUUGAACUUUUUAUUCCAUCUGGGUUCAGGAGGAGCAUGGACCAGUUGUUCACACCGUCAUGGCCUAGAAAGGCCAAGAUAGCCAUAGGACUUCUAGAAUUUGUGGAGGAUGUUUUCCAUGGCCCCUAUGGAAACUUUCUCAUGUGUGACACUAGUGCCAAAAACCUAGGCUAUAAUGAGAAAUACGAUUUAAAGAUGGUGGAUAUGAGAAAAAUUGUACCGGAGACAAACUUAAAGGAACUUAUUAAGGAUCGCCACUGUGAGUCUGACCUGGACUGUGUCUAUGGCACAGACUGUAGAACUAGCUGUGACCAGAGCACAAUGAAGUGCACUUCAGAAGUAAUACAACCUAACUUGGCAAAAGCCUGUCAGCUACUCAAAGACUAUUUACUGCAUGGUGCUCCAAGUGAAAUCCGGGAAGAAUUGGAAAAGCAGCUCUAUUCUUGUAUUGCUCUCAAAGUCACAGCAAAUCAAAUGGAAAUGGAACAUUCUUUGAUACUAAAUAACCUAAAAACAUUAUUGUGGAAGAAAAUUUCCUACACAAAUGAUUCUUAGUUCAUUUGGACAGCAUCGCCAUCAUUGAGAAAUACUUACGAUUCUGAGAGCAUUUCAAAGAAUGGCUUCUGCCCUCUGGGCCUAUGAAGCUAUCUUAAAUGUGCUUCGACAGUAAUGGCAGGUGUAGGACCAAGAAAUGUCCAAAACUCACCUGCCCUGCUCUAAGUUCACAAGUACACUCACUGUUAACUAUUGACUGAGAAAUUAAUGCUGUGAAAAGCCUCAUUCCAUAAACAGUGAGUAUUCUGUAGACCUGUUAGCAAAUCCCAUUGCUGGACACACUGUUUGCAUUGAAGCUGCUGUCGUCUCAACAAGGAAAUGUCUGAAUUUACUAAUGUUUUAGCAUGGUAAAAGUUUGCACAUUAACACAAAUUAAAAAAUGCCACAUAGGUAAAUUAAAAUGACUCCUUUUAUUAAAAGGUUGGUUUUAUAGCAUGGUUUAUUAUAGUAUACUCACUUAUUUUAACUUCAGAUGGAGGAAACUGUUGGAGUGACUUUUAGCUUCAACAUGUUAACAUUCAGUUACCACUGUGACUGAAAUUAGGUGUACUUUAUCCUUUGAUGGGUUCAUCAACCAGCCAACACACAUUAUCUUGGGCUGGGGAUAUAAGUAACUUUUCAUGAAGGCCCAGUACCACAAAGCAGACCCUGACAGAGACCAGAGGUGAUCAAAACCAUAACCACUUGAGCUGACACACAGAUAACUGUGUUACGAUGAGGAUGGAAGACAGUUUUUACUUCUUGUGGGAUGAGGCAUAAAUGCAUCACCCAGUUCUCUCCCUUGUAAAAGCCAGGUUUAGAAUUUGACUUCAAGUUAUUUUCCUAUGUACAUUCAGGUCUGGCACAUACUUUUCAAUAUCUGCUUAAAACGAAACCUAGGAAAGCCGCAACACUUUCUGCUCAAAUUGUCCGAUCUGUGAAUUUGUCAUCCUCCAAUCUUCCAGCCAUGGAUUCGCACUGGUAUGCUUUCAAGAUUGACUUUGAGGUAUUUUCUUCCCACUAUCUACUUGUAAUAAAUGGAAACACUGUGUCCCCA
This is a messenger RNA of Cricetulus griseus (Chinese hamster), 2398 nucleotides long. The record is from RefSeq and is a predicted model, not a curated record. NCBI's taxonomy places the organism in Eukaryota, Metazoa, Chordata, Mammalia, Rodentia, Cricetidae.